AUGCCAAACCCACUCCAAGCCCCCGACCACCCCAUCGCGCUCCGGCGCUCACACCUCCUCGCCCCAGCCCCAGACAGACUAACCAACACGCCAACAACACUGCGCAUCCUCCGCGAGCACCCGAGCACAGGCCGCGAAUUCAGCGUAGUGCAACUCCGCACACACGAAGACCCCUCCAGCCCGCGACGCCACGUCCUCCUCUUCAACGUCGUCGCCCGCUUCUGGAGCAACACGCAGCUGCGCGAGAUCCGCAAUCCAAACGGACGCGCCCUGCUCGAGCUACGCCGGAUCUGGUGGAAGGGUCGGUGGGUGAUUCGGCGGGCGGGCGGGGCAGGCGAGGACCUGCUUCAUUCCGAGGUGCGGUGGGGCAUUGGGAUGCGGAUGGGGGUGAAGUUUGAGAACGCGCUGCUGCGCGGGGUGUGGGACCGCGAGGAGAUCGCGGAGAUGAAUCGCAACCUCAACCAAGCCCGGCACGGCCGGCCAGCCCACCAUCGCAGCAUGUCGCUGGGUAGUCCGUACAGUCGGCGCGGCGAGCAUCGGACGGCGAGGGCUAGUAGUGCGCGGCGGCCGGGGCAGGACCCGAUUGCGGGGAGUGGGAGGAGUGUGGGCGCGAAUGCGAAUGCGCACGCUAAUCUGCCGCACUACGAGCACCCGGAUCACCACUCGCCGCCGCCGUAUGCGAGCGUUGUGGCGGAGGAUGCCGCGCAGCAGAGUAGUAGUGGGGCGAGCGGGAAUGGGAGUGGGGCCGGGGGAGGUAGUGGAGGGAGUGCGAGCGAGAGCGAGGACGAAUCGUCGGACGAUGAUGAUAAGGCUGGGUUGCCGGAUUGUCCGCUUCCUUCUUAUGAUUCUGUGCGGCGGAUGCGGGCGCUGUCGCUGUCGAAUCAUUCGCUGCAGGAUCUGUUGGAUGCGAUUGAGCCGCCUGGGGAACCGGCGCCGGCGUCGACUUCUUCGUUGUCGUCGCCGAGACCGCGCUCGGAGGGCGCGAUCGUUAGUACGAAGGUGGAGCUGAAGCUUGUUCAGCAGAGCAGUAGCUAUGCGGCUGUUAUGAUGGGGGAGAAGCGGAUUGUUAAUGUGCGGCGGGAGAAGGUCAUGGAUGCUAAUAUGUCUGGGUCGAUGCCGAGGUGGGAGGUGGAGGUGGCGGAGGGUGUGGAUUUACUACUGGCAACAAGUCUUGUUCUUAUUCUGGCGGAGUCUGCAAAGAGUGAACCUCGGAUGAGGUCAAAGUGA
Molecule: messenger RNA, 1227 nt
Organism: Penicillium verhagenii
Lineage: Eukaryota; Fungi; Ascomycota; Eurotiomycetes; Eurotiales; Aspergillaceae
Exons: 2
Coding region: 1-1227 (408 amino acids)
Source: RefSeq, a predicted model, not a curated record